Molecule: messenger RNA, 2154 nt
Organism: Fimicolochytrium jonesii
Lineage: Eukaryota; Fungi; Chytridiomycota; Chytridiomycetes; Spizellomycetales; Powellomycetaceae
Product: NMDA receptor-regulated protein 1-domain-containing protein
Exons: 10
Biological process (GO): N-terminal peptidyl-methionine acetylation
Cellular component (GO): cytoplasm; NatA complex
Molecular function (GO): protein-N-terminal amino-acid acetyltransferase activity; protein binding
Source: RefSeq, a predicted model, not a curated record
AUGCCACCAGCACCGGUGAAGCAGGGCAGGGAACUGCCGUCCAAGGAGUCGGCUACAUUCAAAGCCAUAUUGAAACUAUAUGAGCAUAAGCAAUACAAACGCGGUCUCAAAAUGGCGGACCAGAUUUUGAAGAAGUUUCCCGAGCAUGGAGAGACGCAAGCAAUGAAGGGACUGUUUCUCAGUCAUUUGAACCGGAAAGAGGAGGGAUACGAGUUUGUGAAGAAGGGGCUGAGGAAUGACUUGACAAGUCACACCUGUUGGCACGUGUACGGACUGAUGCACCGGGCGGAUAAGAACUAUGACGAGGCGAUCAAGUGCUACUUGAAUGCGUUGAAGUUUGACAAGGAAAACAUUCAGAUCAUUCGUGACUUGUCUCUCCUACAAAUGCAGAUGCGCAACUACGAGGGAUACAAUGAAACGAGACAUCAACUCCUCUCCCUUCGUCCGGCGAACCGAAUGUACUGGGUCGGAUUAGCGAUUUCCUACCACAUGCUGCAAAAGUACGACACGGCAUUGAACGUCCUGUCAGCUUUCGAGGAAACACUGAACGAGCAACCCGAGCAAGUCGUGGACUACGAGAACAGCGAGAUGCUAAUGUACAAGAACUUCAUCAUCGAAGAGUCUGGCGACAAUGAUAAGGCGCUUGCCCAUCUCGCGGAGAUCCGGUCUAAAGUCGUUGACAAGCGGGGGUGGAAGGAGGCAAAGGCUCGCCUGCUUUUGAAGAGUGGCAAGUUGCCACAGGCGGAGGUCGAGUACAGGCAGUUGUUGGACCUGAACGCGGAUUGCCAUGCGUACCUUGAUGGUCUGCUCGAGGCGAGGCAGUUGGGGACCGCGGUCGAGAAGAUGGACAAUAUCCAGAUUGAGAAGGCUCAGCGAUUGAUGAAGGAGCUGGGUGCCAAGUACCCCAAGUCGCAUGUCAUCCAACGGACGCCACUGAAGUUGGUCAAAGGUGACGCUUUCCGCCAACUCCUCGAUGCUUACCUCCGGCCCCUGAUCCGCAAGGGGGUCCCAUCCCUCUUCGUCUCGCUCAAAGACCUCUACGUCGAUGCCGAGAAGGCCGACAUCGUCGAACAGCUGGUCCUCGAUUACGAAAAGAAUUUGAAGUCCCACGACUCAUUCGAUGCCGCUGCGAAAAGCAAAUCGGAUACGGAAGCGGUAAAAGAACCCCCCACGGCGUACCUUUGGGUCGUAUACUUCCUUGCCCAACACUAUGACUGGAAAAGGGAUUCGUUGAAGGCUUUGGAGCUGAUUGAGACUGCGUUGAAGCAUACCCCUACGUUGGUUGAGUUAUUGAUGACGAAAGCGAGGAUUCUGAAGCACGGUGGAGACGUACAGGCCGCCAUGGAGGCCAUGAACCAAGCGCGCGAACUGGAUCUGCAGGACAGGUUCAUCAACUCUAAAUGCACAAAGUAUAUGUUGCGGAACGACCAAGUCGAGAAGGCCGGACAAACAAUCUCGCUGUUCACUCGGAGCGAGUCUACGGACCCACUAGGAGACCUGGUUGACAUGCAAUGCAUGUGGUUCGCCCUCGAAUCCGCUUCGAGCCACGUCCGAACAGGGAAAUACGGGCCAGCGCUGAAGCGAUUACAUCAGAUUGAUCAGCACUUCAGUGACAUAUAUGACGACCAGUUCGAUUUCCACUCAUACGCGCUCCGCAAAAUGACUCUCCGCGCGUACGUCGACCUCCUCCAUGUCGAAGACCGUCUCCGCGGCCACCCAUCCUUCUACCAAGCCGCGACCACCGCCGUGCAGGUGUACCUGCAACUCAUCGAUAAGCCCAAGAACGCCAACGGCAGCAACGACGCGGCCGGGGAAGGGUUGAGCGAAGCGGAGAGGAAGAAAGCGGAACGCAAGGCGCGAAAAGCCGCGCUGAAGACCGCUGCCAAGGCCGGUGACAGCGCACAGCCGGCGCAGCAGAAGGACAGCGCCACGCCCGAUGCGGCGGCGUCGAAGGACGCUGCUAAGGAUAAAGACCCUGAUGGUGCAAAAUACCUCGCUGCGACGGACUAUCUCGCCGAGGCCGAGGCGUUUGUCAAGCAUCUGCUGGCUAUGUCGCCGAGCAAGGUCGACGCGCAGAUUCUCGGUGUUGAGGUUUACUCGCGCAAGGGCAAGUUUUUGCUGGCCCUGAAAGCCCUCAAGCACGCGUAUGCCCUU